Pestalotiopsis fici W106-1 is the source of this 429-nucleotide messenger RNA. RefSeq lists its product as uncharacterized. NCBI's taxonomy places the organism in Eukaryota, Fungi, Ascomycota, Sordariomycetes, Amphisphaeriales, Sporocadaceae. The coding region runs from base 1 to 429 and encodes 142 amino acids. The transcript has a single exon. The record is from RefSeq and is a predicted model, not a curated record.
AUGGCGUUUGCAAGAUCCAGACCGAUUGGCGCGGUGCAAAGCCGCGAGUCGGUCAGAAAUGGUACCCCUCGAACAGAUGCGAAGUCGGUUUGGGGCAGUUACGAUCUGUCUUUGCUUGCUCCCAACCACAACGUCUCGCAGUCUUUGAGCGCAACGAGCCGGGAGAUCAAACGCCAAAUCUCCAGCAUGGCCACUGUUGGAAAUCGUCAACAUCCCCUCAAGGUUUCAAGAAAGCUGGGAUUCGAAAAGCAUGGGCUUAAUCUGGACGGCGCCAGCCUCGAGUUCGAUCGAAUAGCGCCAGGUUCUUCCAAAUUCGCUCCGCGCUCACGGAUCAACGGUUAUCAGAUAUCCAAGGACACCGAAGCAUUGCAUCACAACAAGGAGGCCGAUCAGAGCCAUACAAUGUCUGAAGAGUCCGACGAAGAGUAG